CACAAACGUCAACGGAGAGCGCCACCUUUCGCUACAUGUCCGCAGACAACGUUCACCGGACGUUGGUUGGACGUUCACCUAACGGUCCUUUAACGUCCGCUCAACAAAUGCAAUAGUGUUUCAACUGGACGCACAAGCAACGUUCGCCUAACGUCCGUCUGACGCAGGUUGCGUUACCAGUUGUAGAGCAAAAAAAACCAAACUGUUUUGCUGAAUGAAGGGGAGGGACUGAACUCCUCGGGAAGCUGGAAGGAAGAACUUUUUUUCAAUGAACCCUCUGGUGUCUCUUUUACACAUUUUACCUCCGUGUGUCCUGCUGACUGACAACCGCCUGCAUGGACCAGUUUGCUGAGUAUUUUUUAUUGUAUUUAUUUUUAGAAAUCCCAUGAGGACCGUUGGUGGUGGCAGCAGGCAGAGGAUGCUCUGCAUGGGGUGGAAAGUUUUCAGAUAAGGUGCAACCAGCUGGUGUUUGGACAAGUCUGUAAAGAUAUCAGAUUAGAUAUCUUCCCGAGCAAACAAGUGUCGUGUUUCGCACUGGAAGCCUCAAGAGAAAUUCUGCCCUCCCGUUGAAGCCCAUGUGGACACGACGAUGAAUGAUCCAACGACAACGAUUAAUCCGCCAAUGAGAAACAUACCUGCGACCGUCCCGAUUCUUAUGUUCAUAUUCGGGGUGGUCGGGAAUGUCAUCGCCAUCGCAGUUUUGUGUAGAACUCGCAGAGAGAAAAGGGAGACCACGUUUUACACGCUCGUAUAUGGCCUGGCGGUGACGGACCUCAUGGGCACGCUGCUGGCCAGUCCGAUCACUAUAACCACUUACGCGCAGGGACAGUGGCCCGGAGGGGACCCGCUGUGCCAGUACAUGGGCUUCAUCUUGCUCUUCUUCUCCCUGGCGGGACUCAGCAUCAUCUUUGCCAUGUCUGUGGACAGAUACAUCGCCGUAAACCAUCCCUACGUCUACAACGACUAUGUGAACCAGAAGUAUGCCGGACACACCCUGUUGGCCAUCUAUAUCUCCAACGCGCUCUUCAGCGCUUUACCCGCCAUCGGCUUCGGGCAGGUGGUGAUUCAGCACCCACAAACCUGGUGCUUCUUGGACUGGCGAACCAACCAUACCACCCAUGCCGUCUACUCUUACCUGUACGCCGGGGUCAGCAUUUUUCUCAUCGUCGCCACUGUCGUCUUUAACGUGCUGUUGUGCGUGGUUCUGAUCCGGAUGCACAAGAACUUCUUGCGCAGGAUGUCGCAGGGAACCGACGCCGGGCGCAGCUUGGACUCGCGGAAGAAAUCGACCAGCUUCGCACAUCUGGCCGACUCAGAGAUUCAGAUGGUCCUUGUGCUCGUAGCCACAACGGUGGUGGUGCUCAUCUGCUACAUCCCACUUGUAGUUCAGGUGUUCCUAAACCAGCUUUAUAAGCCUCCAGUGGAGCUAAGCAUUGCAAAGAGCCCAGAUAUACGGGCAAUUCGCUUCGCCUCCUUCAACCCUAUCCUGGACCCCUGGAUCUACAUCCUUCUGCGUAAAUCUGUUUUACGUAAAGUUAUUGAGAAAAUCAAGUUUACAUUUGCCAAAAUAGGAAUAAGAAGAAGGUCAGUGGCAGUUCCCCUUUCAAGCGUUCACCGUCUCGCCUCCUCCAGCUGUCCCUCUGUGUACUCUGAAGACCCACAGAUGGUCAGGCAUAACUCUCAGGGUUUCCUCUACGUGUUGGAGGACAUCAAGACAGCUACUGAAAGCCAGCUGCAGAAAACCAGGCCGAGUGACCCGGAACAGAGCAAAGGAGCGAGCGCAUUCACAGAUUUAACAGUGGUCACCUGCACAGAAGAUCACUGAUCACAGUGGAGGAGAAAUGCAUUCAACCUCUUUCUGAAUAAGGAAUGCUGACAUCUCAUAUUUCUUUCCUGAGGCAGAAUGUCAGUUAUUUCUCCAUAGGAGAAGAUGUACAUUUCUUUUAGAAAAAAGAAAAUGUGGAAACAUAAAAAUGGAUGCUGAACUAAUAUUUUGUGACUCAUGCACAUGCGGUGAACAUAGACGCAGGUGGCAAGUUCUCAUUGGAAAAUAAUAAUAAUGUGGAUUACUGGUUUCUAUAAGAUAGAAACUGCCUUUUUCCAGUGAAAAAAGCACUACAAUUUGCAUUAAACAAGUUUUUAUUGGCACUGAUGUUGUUGAGCUCUGAUGCUGAAAAUAAACAAUGUUUGCACAUCGAACUAGAGUUGAAAUGUAGUGUGGCUAUAAUUAUUUAAAGUAGCUCUGAAAAUAUCUUAGACCCCUAAGUAAUUAUAUUAAUUUAGGUUCAGUUAUGAGAAAUAUAUUUAAAAAUCUCAAAAAGUAUCAACUGAGGGCUGGACGCAAAACCAUUUGAUGCUGUUUGUCAGAUGUCAAAAAAACAUCUGACAAACAAAAAAACAAUAUUUAAAAAAAAAACAAUACCACUAGCAUCACCAUUAUUACUGUUAUUGCUAUUUUUUAUUAUCAUUACAGUUAAUAUUACAUAAUAGCAAUGGUAUUCAAAGUUAAACUGGCUUGUACAUUUCUAUUGUGUCUCUACAAAAAUGCCCCUCACAAUGUGGGCGGCGACAUCAGCACACAGUCACUCAGUUGAUGUUUACUCUUGUAUGUCUCUGAUCGUGAGCAUUCAGCUACCUCAGUGAAGACAAGUUGAGAUUCUGUGGGAGAUUUCCUGCAGCCGUCAGUGCAGGACAGUGACGGUAGCGUGCGUAGCAGCGACUGUGUGCACUCACCGCACGAACCGUGUUCUGCAAAGUCAAUGAGGCCGGUAAUUCAGGAGAAGUGAGUCACAAGAUAUAAGGUCAUUACAGUAUAUAAAAACAGUAGUGUGUGUAACUCCUGGGAUUAAUCAUUGGUAUGCGCUGCCAUGGACAGACUCAUCUCUAAAACAAACUCUGCUGAUACAUGGAAAGGAUUUCUUGUGUUAGCUCCGUGACAAAUGCGCAGCACAGUGAUAUAUUGCAAUGAAUACAUGCUCUUUGUUUCUCUGCCACACAAACCUGCUAUUGUAAUAUUCAAAACAAUUUGUUCUCUUGAAAAUUAGGGUACAAUGAUUCCUGUUCUAUAACAGAUGAGACUUAAAUAUUUCCCUGACUACAGAGUUUUGGUGAAGUCAGUGGAGAUCUGUUCAAUAAUGUGGAUUACUAGUUUCUAUAAGAAAGAAACUAAUACAACAAAUUGUUGUCAAGGAGAUAAGAGCAGUGAAACAGUUCUCUAGUUUUUAGAGAGAUCCAAAGAGAUAAAGACUCAAAAUUAAAAGGUCUGGUGUUACAGUUAUUAAAAUUUAUACAGUACAGCAAAAUAAAUAUUUUUUUGUAAAAUUCUGGUAUGUGUAGUUUUUAAAUUGGGGGAAAAUAAGAAUACCUGUUCAAGCAUUUCUUCCACAGCAAAUUAUUAAUAGCAGAAAAAAUAAAACAUUUUGGUACAAAUAAAUGUGCAUACUAUGCUAGGAAAAAACAGUAAAAUAUGUAAACACUGCAGUCAGUUCAAUGCGAAACAAUAGCUUUAUUCUGCAAUUUGUAAUUCAAAAGCAUCUGAGGGUUAUAUCAUCCUCAGAGCAGUUUCUUAAAUAUGCUUCCUGCUGUUUUUUUCUUUUCUUUUUUUUCUGAGUUUCAAAACACUUUGCUUGGUUUGGCUUAUGUAAGGGGGGAUUCAGCUGAGCUUUUGUCAGUAGUAAACAUCUUACCUACACACAGUACUCAGUACCGUUUCAGUCUGGAGAAACAGAAACGUUCUCACGGAAAAGUGAAAGUAACUUCUGUUGUGAGGGUGACCAUGUGUGAAAGCUGAUUUUUUGACCACUUGAAACAACUCUUAUCUCAAAGAAUACAUAAUCUUGUUUUAAAGAGCUGCAUUAUUUUGCAUCUAAUGAUGACUUUUAGGUUAUGAGGUCUUAUCUGAAGUCUGGUAGCUUUCAUUCCUUGUCAUUACAUAAUUAAUCUGUUGUAAUGCUCUGUUGUCAUUACGUGAGAAAAUGUGAGGAUAUGAAGGGCAUUUUUAGGUCACUGACAUAAAAACAAAAGAUCACCAGUUUUGAGCUGCUGCAUAUGUGCUGCUGGAAUGCCAUCUUGAAUUCUUUAUAUAGCAUUUUAUACCCAGAAUAUUCAGUCAGAGGGAUUUUUAGAUUCAAAGGCAUGAACAAAGUAAAAUUAACUACUAUUUUAUCAAAACAGCUGCAAUAAGCCCUUUGAGUUCAGAGUGUUUUAUGCUGUUUUGUUCUAUUUAUAGAUUGAGUUAAUUUUGAUGAAAGGUGCCGUAUUUACAAUGUUCUACUGUGUCAGGACAAAUGAAGCUGUUUAUUUCUUUAACAGGUCGGUAUUAUGUAUUUACCUGGCUUGUAGUCUCAUUUUAUAGCACAAUCAAGUAACUAUGUUACCUUCAGUUGUGUCAAACAUGACUUCCGAGAAAUUUGACUUGACAAUUUGACCCCGUGAAAUUGCCCCGCUUCUCUUUAAGAAACUGCUGCUCUUUCUGACUCUCUGCUUUCAGCCCCUCAUCACAACACGGCCUUUCCACUCUGCUGUUUACUGUUUUGUUUCUGAGCAGCUCUGGACUGAGACGCAGUUUGUAUCGUGAGCUCAGCAGAUGUGCAGUUCCAACAGGUGUUUGCUAAUUGUUGCUUCAGUCAUCCCCGAUGUAAGAUGUAAGGAUUUCUCAAGCAUGAAUGAAGGAACAGUACUGCUAUGCUGCAGAAGCAACUUUAAGCAGAAAAUAAUGUGUAAAAAGACAACAGUGUGACUGUGGCAGUAAUUUAACUCUAGAACUGGUUCCUCUUUCAAAAUCUCAGCUGCUCAGUCAGAACUACUCUUUCUCCAAGCUGAGGAUGUUGAAGCUGCUCUCUGCUGCAGUAAGAUACUGACUGCUGAACAUUAUUCCCUGAUUCAUAAACAAUCAUAAUUUUUGCUUUAAUUUCCUCUUAUGUAAGUUGACACCUUCUGCUGCCAUGUUAUUUUUUAAACUGCUGCUAAAAUGAAGUAUUAUCAGCUUUGUGACUAAUGUUAUAUUGCCUCAAAUGGUUGCUUAGCUAUAAAACUGCAUCCUCACUCUUCUUGUUUUUGUUAUGCUUCCUUUUAUGUCAAACUACUACAAUUUGAUUGGAGUCUGACAUGCAGGUGUCUUGUUCAGCAAGAUUUGUUUUUAUUUAUUUCAAACUGUUAAUUUAUGCACUUUAUAUUUUUUUGUUGCUUUAAUUAUUUGUGAAAUUGUAAGGUGGUUACUGUUUUUUUGCAAACACGAUUGAGUGUUGAUAACUCAAAACGUCUGUGCGGUAACUGAUGGGUAUUUGUAAACUUAAUGAUGCAGCUGUAAUUAACUGGCAAUGUUGCUUCAUUAAAACAUGGCCUGUGAAGUGCA
This is a messenger RNA of Xiphophorus couchianus (Monterrey platyfish), 5353 nucleotides long. RefSeq names its product prostaglandin E receptor 4 (subtype EP4) a (gene ptger4a). Gene Ontology annotation, molecular function: prostaglandin E receptor activity. The transcript has 2 exons. Gene Ontology annotation, cellular component: plasma membrane. The record is from RefSeq and is a predicted model, not a curated record. Gene Ontology annotation, biological process: cellular response to prostaglandin E stimulus; positive regulation of cytosolic calcium ion concentration; negative regulation of inflammatory response. Lineage: Eukaryota; Metazoa; Chordata; Actinopteri; Cyprinodontiformes; Poeciliidae. The coding region runs from base 590 to 1825 and encodes 411 amino acids.